AUUGUGUGACUAAUGCAGAUACAGCAACAGGGUUUGUAUAUAAGGCGGACACUACAUUUUAUUCCACAGCACUGAGAACUCAUCCAACAUACUCAUAAUGGGCAAGAUUAUCUUUUACGAGGACAGAAACUUCCAGGGCCGCUCCUAUGAGUGCAGUUCUGAUUGCUCUGACCUUCACUCGUUCUUCAGCCGAUGCAAUUCUAUUCGUGUUGAGAAUGGCAACUGGAUGCUCUAUGAACGUCCCAACUACUCGGGUCAUCAGUAUUACCUAAGGAGAGGCGAAUACCCUGAUUUUCAGCAGUGGAUGGGUUUUAAUGAUUCCAUUAGAUCCUGUCGCAUUAUACCUCAGCACCGUGGAUCCUUUGGGCUGAGGAUCUAUGAAAGGGAAGAUUUCAGAGGUCAGAUGAUGGAGUUCACUGAAGACUGUCCAGAUGUGAGUGAGCGAUUUAAUUAUCAAGACAUCCACUCCUGCAAUGUGCUUGAGGGACACUGGGUCUUCUAUGAACAACCUAAUUUCAGAGGACGUCAGUACUACCUCAGACCUGGAGAAUACAGAAGAUACACUGAGUGGGGAGCUGUCACUCCUAGAGUUUGCUCCUUCAGAAGAGUCCAUGAAUUAUAUUAAAAAAUAUGUGCAUGAAAGGAUCAUGAUACUCCUGCUUCCAAUGCAACAAUAAAUGUGAUAUAAAAAUA
Xenopus laevis (African clawed frog) is the source of this 693-nucleotide messenger RNA. RefSeq names its product crystallin gamma a gene 11 L homeolog (gene cryga.11.L). Gene Ontology annotation, molecular function: structural constituent of eye lens. Lineage: Eukaryota; Metazoa; Chordata; Amphibia; Anura; Pipidae. The record is from RefSeq and is a predicted model, not a curated record. Gene Ontology annotation, biological process: visual perception; lens development in camera-type eye. The transcript is spliced from 3 exons. The coding region runs from base 98 to 625 and encodes 175 amino acids.